AUGAGUUUGUUGUCGAAGGCAUGGUUGCAGGCAUGGCGCACGCGCCCCAAUUUGGAGCUUUUGUGCAAUAUAUAUUCAGAACCGACUGAUAAAGGCAUUCAAAAAAGGCGAAGUGAUUUCGUAAAUUGCAUCAACACCACCUUGCAACGGUACCGUGAGCACAAGAAUGGUAUUGAUCGUUUAAAGCUUUGUAGCCCUCCAUCUGUAUCGCCUGAGGAUUUCAAUAGAUGGAUCCAAAUUGCUGUGGAAAACGGAGUCAAAAGUCUUGAUAUUGCUGCCUUUGAUAUUGCUGCCCCUUCGGGUUCUGAAUAUUUUGUUUUGGCUCCAACUGUUUUUGAAGCUAAGUCGAUUGCAGAAUUGGAUCUUGGCCAUUUCCAGUUGAAGCCCCAAGCGAUUAAGACGGUAAGGUGUCACAAUCUCCACAAACUUCGGCUUAUGCAUGUGAAAUUAGACGAGGUAUUGUUCCAAAGAAUAUUGUCCAGCUGCCCGUUGAUUCAUUGGUUGACAAUUGUUAACUGUGCGGGUCUUGCCAACGUUAAGGUGACCAAGCUUCAGAAGCUUGAGCGUCUUGAUAUUGUAGCAAAGGGAAGUUGUUCUGUUGAAGUCGAAGCACCAAGUCUUCUGUACUUUAAGUAUGGUAAACUACUUUCCUUCGAGCUAGAACGAACAUCAAGACGUCGCAAGCUUCGGAUGCAUGCCUGUCCAAAUCUAAAGCAUUUGCUGUUGGACGAAAUUGGCAUCACUGACGAGUUUUUCUUAGAUAUCGCAGAAAAAUUCCCACAACUCGAAGAGUUAGAAAUCACAAGCUGGGACGGCGAUUUGGAAAGAAUCAAUAUUUCCAGCCGCUCCAUUAAGCACAUAAGUUUGGAAUCGCACUUGGAACCAGUAGAAGAGGUCCAAAUUGAUGUUCCAAGCCUUGAUUGGUUUGAAUUCACAGGAAGAUCCAUAAACCUGUUUUCUUUCACAGCUCCCUCUGGUCCUUGUGUUUCUAAAAUUAAAUUGGGGUGUAGGGCAUGGCCCUCAGGCCCCUUACCAGUGGCUUCGUGGUUCUCCAAAUUGAAGGACAUGUUGACAAAGCUAAGUCAAUCUAAAGUUUCACUCCAUUUAGACAUUGAUCAACCUGUGUCCAGGUCCACUGCUUUUGAGGUAAGAAAUAGAUCCAUUCUUCUUCCACUGCCUCAAGUUCAAAAGUUGUCCUUAUGUUUUCACAAUAGAUGUUUAGAUACUGAAGACUCAAUUUUAGAUGCUAUCUUCUGGACUUGUCGUCCUAAAACCAUUGCUCAAAAGUGGAACAAUUGCCUGAAGCCAAACAAGAUUCACCUCGCAAAGGUAAUCUAUGAGACGUUCCUUCUGGGAGGAGAAAAUAUUAAGCACACCAACGUGCAGAAAAGGAAGCUUUGGCAGAAUGAUCUGAGGGAUGUAAAGCUCGUGAGAUUUAAAAAGGGCCAAAGAGUGCACUUGUCUAAUUCUCUGGACUGGGAUACUUUUUUGGAAGUAUUCCCGCGUAAAGGGGACCGUCGACGUUUUCGCUAUGAGCUAGAGUGGGAACCAAUAGACGUGGAUCGGAAGCAAAAAGUUUCAAACCCAAAAAGAAGGAAAUUAGAGGAGAGCAGGAAAUAG
This is a messenger RNA of Coffea arabica (coffee), 1620 nucleotides long. The record is from RefSeq and is a predicted model, not a curated record. NCBI's taxonomy places the organism in Eukaryota, Viridiplantae, Streptophyta, Magnoliopsida, Gentianales, Rubiaceae.